ACUUCCGCACAAAAUCUCACUUAGUCGCGUAUAUCGUCUUUGAAUUACAAACACUUGAAACUAUUUCUCACACGGAAACAUUCCGAAACCACUCGAGAAUCAAAGUUUGCAAACAGUGUUCUCGAUUCAAAACUUUUCACGGAAAUUCGAAUGCGUUAUCGAUCCUUUUAGUUUAUGUUUUGUUUUUCGAAUUUUAUGUUCGCUCGAUAUCGCGGAGCGCGCGCGUCGACUGGCCGGUGCAGCUCGCUACUAACUAAGUUUUAACUAAGAAAAAGCCUCGGGAUUCCGAUUCCAACAUGACAACACCCGAGCUUUGCGUCAGCAGGUUCUUCCAAGAAGACUCAACAUUACCAGCGAAGAGUCCCAAUAGAACACUAUCAACAAAUCUAGAUUCUUCUCAAGAAUCCCAAGAUUUUAGCCAAUGCUCCCUCGACGACGCGGACCUACUCAGCCUCUCCCAGCUCACCAUACAAGAACAAGAACCAAUCAAAAUAGACCCCUUCUAUAACAUAACACCGAGGGAAAUGCCACUAUCACCGCACUACGUCUUCGAAGAAGAAUUCUCUACAAACCCCUGGGCGAUAUUAAUAGCAACCAUCUUCUUAACGAAGACAUCAGGCAAAACCGCUAGGCCCCACAUGCAAAAAUUCUUCGAAGAAUAUCCCACCCCGUAUCACGUUUUAAACGACGUGCCUAUGUCAUUGGAACGUUUUUUUGAUACUUUAGGACUAAGGAAACGAGGGCAUAUGAUUUGGAAGUUGACUUAUCAGUUCGUUUCGUCAAAAUGGCGGCGGGCUAGCGAUCUCUAUGGCAUAGGGAAGUACGGGGAAGAUGCGUAUAGGAUAUUUUGCUUGGGGCACACAGAUUUAGACCCUGAGGAUAGGUAUUUGAAGCUGUAUUUGGAUUGGCUGCGUGGAACGGAAUUUUUGAAGGAUAACGGAGUGGCCGACUGUGAGUACGUUAUCGAGGACCCGGCGUUGAAAUAUUAUAGCAUUACGUUAAGGAAUGUUGACUAAAAGUAAACACUGUAAAUUAUGUGAAAAACGUUCCAUUAAUCU
Messenger RNA from Cydia amplana, 1058 nucleotides. Its product is annotated as methyl-CpG-binding domain protein 4-like. Gene Ontology annotation, cellular component: nucleus. The transcript is spliced from 2 exons. The record is from RefSeq and is a predicted model, not a curated record. Gene Ontology annotation, molecular function: catalytic activity; DNA binding. Gene Ontology annotation, biological process: DNA repair. The coding region runs from base 297 to 1016 and encodes 239 amino acids. Lineage: Eukaryota; Metazoa; Arthropoda; Insecta; Lepidoptera; Tortricidae.